CCGGCGCCAAUAUUCGUUGGUGGUCUCUCGCUCUUUCUCUCAGUCUCUCUCUCUCUCUCUCUUGAGUGCUUCCCUUAAAAUCCAAAGAAACCCAUUAUUUUUAAAGUCGAGAACUUUGAUCCCUGUAGUCUGUUUCUUGUCCUUUUGAGAGUUUCCAGCAACUCUCCUCCCUACCACUUCAAUCUCCCCCGUACACUUCAAUAUGAGUUUUUCAGCUCCUUUAAUGGAGAACGGCUUUUCUUCGCCUCGGAACGAAUCGUUCCCGGCUGGUCUCCGUGUUCUCGUCGUUGAUGACGAUCCCACGUGGCUCAAAAUCCUUGAAAAGAUGCUGAAGAAGUGCUCCUACGAAGUCACUACGUGUGGCUUAGCAAGAGAAGCUUUGAAAUUGCUUCGAGAGAGGAAAGAUGGGUAUGACAUUGUAAUCAGCGAUGUUAACAUGCCCGACAUGGAUGGGUUUAAGCUACUUGAGCAUGUUGGACUCGAGAUGGAUCUUCCGGUCCUUAUGAUGUCUGUUGAUGGAGAGACCAGUAGGGUCAUGAAAGGGGUUCAGCAUGGAGCAUGUGAUUAUCUCCUCAAGCCCAUAAGGAUGAAAGAACUCCGGAACAUAUGGCAGCAUGUCUUCCGAAAAAAGAUUCAUGAAAUAAGAGAUAUUGAGAGCCACGACAGCUUUGAUGGAAUUCAAAUAUCAAUAAAUGGAUCAGAUCUUUCUGAUGAUGGGCACAUGUUUUGCGGAGAAGAUCUGACUUCUGUAAGGAAAAGGAAAGAAUUUGAAAAUAAGCACGAUGACGUUGGUGAUCAUUCGUCUCCAAAGAAACAUAGAGUGGUUUGGUCAGUCGAUCUUCACCAAAAAUUCGUCAAAGCUGUAAAUCAAAUUGGCUUUGAUAGUAAGUACGAGGUUGGCCCCAAGAAAAUACUGGAUUUAAUGAAUGUGCCGUGGUUGACUAGAGAAAAUGUUGCUAGUCAUUUGCAGAAGUACCGCCUCUACUUGAGUCGGUUGCAGAAAGAAAAUGAUCUGAAAGCUUCUUUUGGUGGGAUAAAGCUAUCAGAUUUGCCUUCGAAGGAUCCUGCUGGAAGUUUUGGUGUUCAGAGUUCAAUCAGCGGGAACCAAAAUGAUGUUCCAAAUGGCAGAUACCAAUAUUCUGGCGAAAACUUCUUUGCUCAGGAUUUGGAUACCAAAAACCAUGAAGGUGAUUUGAAGAGAGUUGUUUCAGAGUCCACGGACACCAAAAGCACCUUGACUGCUGAUCUUCCUGAUCCUCAAGAGACGAGGAGUUCACAGAUGAGUUUUGAUCAUUCUUUUGCAUCACUGGAUUCAGAAGUGAACUAUACUGCCAUCCCAGCACAGUACUCUUGGAGCGAAGCUCCUCAAUUCAAAGAAGAACAUAAGCCGCUUCUUCAGUUGGAAGAUGGCUUUAGCCAGCUGCCGCCUUCUGGUUUACACCACAUCCAAAUUGAUCCAUUACAAUCUGCUUCAUCCAUUACCUCUGGGCUUUCUGUGACAGGAAGAGAAAUAUGUGGCCCUGAAAAAAUUAAACCAUUAUAUGCUCAGUUCAAUGGCAAUCAUGUGAGCCUUCUCAGUCCAAAGGAAAGUGCGAUAGACAGUUUUCCUGUUCAGUCCAAGAGCCAUAUGGUAAAGCAUCAAUCCUUUGAGCCCAUUUCCACUGCAAUAUCAGGCAUGAAACCGCAGGGCUUCAAUCUAAGUUGCAUAACUGACUUUGAAUCUUGCCAACGAAACCUGAUAUCGGCAACUGACACAACUUUUGCGCCAUUCAAUGAGGACCUGACAGUUUGUUGGCUUCAAGGUGAUUGCCAUAGCAUGAAUUUUGAACUCCCUAAUGUAGAGUUUACUGACUACACUGAUCCAGGCUUCAUCGCCGAAUUCCCUAUAUACUUGUGUGACACACUGACUUCGGACAAUGAGUGUCCCUUUGACACACCGGAAUAUCCUAUAGUUGAUCAAGGUCUAUUUUUAUCGUGACCAUGCUCUGCCCUACUGCACAUCUUGCAGGAAGGAGGAUCUUUUGUUCGUUCUUCUUAUGCAACCAAUAUUGUAUGGAGAACUUCGAACUUUAUGGAUUGGGAUCUUAUUUUCCUGACCAGUUUCCUUGGAUGUUGUAACUUGUAUAAUAGGAGUGGUGUCGAACUUUUUGCAUAAUAAGUUUGCUUGUUGAA
Molecule: messenger RNA, 2172 nt
Organism: Alnus glutinosa
Lineage: Eukaryota; Viridiplantae; Streptophyta; Magnoliopsida; Fagales; Betulaceae
Product: two-component response regulator ARR11
Exons: 5
Coding region: 203-1978 (591 amino acids)
Biological process (GO): phosphorelay signal transduction system; cytokinin-activated signaling pathway
Molecular function (GO): DNA binding
Source: RefSeq, a predicted model, not a curated record